Molecule: messenger RNA, 2998 nt
Organism: Brienomyrus brachyistius
Lineage: Eukaryota; Metazoa; Chordata; Actinopteri; Osteoglossiformes; Mormyridae
Product: G protein-coupled receptor 137Ba-like
Exons: 8
Coding region: 595-1740 (381 amino acids)
Biological process (GO): positive regulation of TORC1 signaling; negative regulation of bone resorption; regulation of autophagy
Cellular component (GO): lysosomal membrane
Source: RefSeq, a predicted model, not a curated record
UCAUGCCAGCAGCUGAGCAGAAGCUUCAACUACCCAAGAGGAAACCGAAGUGUCCAUUUGCACUUGUUUUGACGGUAAAGAAAGAAAUUUGGAGGAAGAGAGUAAGAAAGGGGCCUUGUGCUUGUUGAAGAGACAAAGCAGAAGUGAAAGUAAAUGAUGGGGGAACAGAGAUGUGUCAUGUGUGAAGUUGACCCCUCACAAGGUGGAAUGACAGAUCCACACAGUCGUCUGUAGCAAGCAGUACAGUGCGGGUCUAUCGCUCGCUCCUCAUGGGUGCGAGAUGUCACACUGCGCCGGUCUGUGGGGCCAGCCCCAGAGAGCUCAGCUUCCAGCCCAGCCCUGACGAGUAAUCCAUUCUGGAUGGAGAUGGUCUGCUGGUACAACACUGCAAGGAAACAAGGAUUGGUUUCUCUCUCUCUCUCUCUCUCUCUCUCUCUCUCUCUCUCUCUCUCUUUCUUGCUCUCCUCUUGCAGUUCUCCUUAUUUCUUCCCCGGAGUGGAUGAGCAAGCCGUGUUCUUGUGUUGGACGUACUGCCAUUGAUCGCGGUUCCUCAGGGAUAUUGAGGCCACGCCCUGCCUUUGCGGACCACGCACAAUGCGGGCAGUUGGGAGAGGCCUGGGGCUCGAGCCGCCCCCCACCCUUGACCCAGAGGGUCCAUCCUACUUUAACCUGGGCCUGACUGCAGCCCACAUGACAUUCAAUUUGCUGAUCUUCGUCUUCGUCUACAUCCAGCUGUGGCUGGUACUUCGUUACGGGCACAAGCGGCUCAGCUGCCAGACCGCCUUCCUGUCGCUGUGUAUCCUGUGGGCCUCCCUGCGUGCCGUGCUCCUCUCCUUCUUCUUGGGAGGCUUGGAGGCGACGGCCACGCUGGGCCCAUUUACCUUCUGGCUCCUGCACUGUUUCCCCACAUGCCUGCAGUUCUUCACGCUCAGCCUCAUGAACCUCUACUUCAUCCAGGUGGUCUUCAAGGCAAAGUCCAAGUAUGUUCCAGAGCUCCUUAAGUACAGGCCCCCGCUGUACAUGGUCAUCCUAUUGGCCAACCUGCUCUUCCUGGUAGUGAACCUGACCUGCACUCUGCUGAUGAAGAUGACGGAAACAGACCCUAAGACCACUGUGUUGGUGCGUGUGGCUGUUAACGACACCCUCUUUGUGCUCUGCGCACUCUCGCUCUCCCUGUGCCUCUGCAAACUCAUCAAGAUGUCCCUGGCCAGCACCUACCUGGAGUCCAAGGGAACGUCAGUCUGUCAGGUGACCAUAAUAGCAGGGACCGUGGUCGUUUUGUACUCCUCGCGGGCCUGCUACAACCUGGCAACCCUGGCACUCUCCAGUGUCGAAAGCAUCAGCUUCCCCGACUCUGACUGGUACAAUGUAUCUAACCAGGAGAACCUGCAGACCACUUUCGGGGACAAGGGAUACAUCGUGUUUGGGGUGAUUCGGUUUGCGUGGGAGCUGCUCCCCAUAUCCCUGAUGGUCUUUUUCUUCCGAGUGCGGCGGCCAGCACAGGAGAGGAGUGGGUCUAGUCUUCCCGGACAUGGUUUUUCCUCCAGAGCGUAUUUUUUUGACAACCCGCGGAGAUACGACAGCGAGGACAACCUGCUGUGGAACACCUUCCCUCACAAUGUCCAGGCCAGCUUUGUUACAGGUUAUGACCGGAGCGGCCUCAACGUCAGCUUCAAAAACUACUUUGGCGACGAGGGUCUGCGUUCAUGCACUGCACAGGGGGCGCUAAAUCCUUACUGAUACGCCUACAGCAACAGCGCAGCCCUGCACCGACGCCUGUCACCCCUCUGACCCCGACGGCAGCUCCGCCUCCAGCUAUGCCUCAGGCCAAACCCACCGCACCAAGACGUGUGGUCUCCAUGUCCUUCUUAGUGCUUUGGCUUCUCCUUGGUGAGAUUUGGUGAACGUCAAUAGCCUCUGUCGUAGUGGGAUGGGUGACCAUGUGCUGUUGCUUAACUGAGUUUGGGUUAAUGCUCAUGUCUGGAAUGUUGUAUCACUACAACAAGUAUCACUAAAUAUAAAUAAUGUUUCCUCGUUGGUUUGAUGACGCACACCCAAGACCUUGACCAGGUCUAAUAAGGUUCCUGAACACAGUGACCUGACAAUAGGCUAAGUGUGGCCUACAGAGAAGCUGGUGAUUUUGAACCUGGCUGUGACGUACAUGACCAUCCUGCAGAGCUGAGUGGUUCAUAGAUGAGAAGAUGCUGCACCAAUAACUGUGUCAGCACAUAUAGGACUCGCUAGCAAGAAGAUGCAAUGAAAAACACCUGAACUAAAUAUUGAAUUUGAAUACUGCAGAUGUAUAUAUGAUAGUUAAUAAUAUAUUGUAAAAUUUUGCAUAUCGUGGUUAUUAAAAAGUUAUAUAAAUCCAGACUCGCCACGUAUUAGAAUGUUGGUGUGGGUGGAGAGGGCACAGAGAACAAGUGCUGUUAUAGGAGGUUUCAAAUUUAGCGGGAAUAAAUGACCGUUGGUAAUGUUGUGGCAAGUAAAACAUCUUAAUCCUUUAUAAGGUGCUGCUCCUAACCGCUUUGCCGAAACUCACCUGUAUGCUUGCAUCGGUGCUCCCCCUAGUGGCGGACUUGUGCCACGUAACAAACUGCAGUAUGAGGAACAUAAAUGGGUCAGCUUGUAAAUAUAUUUAGAACCCACAUAAAACGUGUUUCUAUUAAAAUAAGUGCACAAAUGAUAUGUAAUCGUAUGAAAUGUGACCAUAAGAGCAAAUGAAAUGUGGACACGGUAUUUACACGAAUUAGUGCAUUAGUACCUACACUGUUACUAUGAAUUUCACAGAGCAAUUUUAAAGAAUUUAUUUUAGAAUUGUUAGACAUCCAAAUAAGUCCAAACAAUAAUAAAUAAAAUCGAAAUUCUUGUAACCUGUGCUAAUAACCUGCAUAUCCCUGUUUCCCAUUGCCAGCUGUGAUGUUAUGUCUUUGCUAAACUCUUUGGGGCAAAAUGUACAAAAUGACAUAUACAGUAUAAAAGAAUAUUGAAAGUGAAA